Molecule: messenger RNA, 1410 nt
Organism: Scleropages formosus (Asian bonytongue)
Lineage: Eukaryota; Metazoa; Chordata; Actinopteri; Osteoglossiformes; Osteoglossidae
Product: sodium/hydrogen exchanger 9B2-like
Exons: 11
Coding region: 37-1410 (457 amino acids)
Biological process (GO): proton transmembrane transport
Cellular component (GO): membrane
Molecular function (GO): antiporter activity
Source: RefSeq, a predicted model, not a curated record
AAGGGUCCCUUCGCUUACAUCAUAACAAAAGUGAUCAUGGCCUUUGUGCUGUUCGGGGCAGUGUGGUCCAUCACUGAGAAGGAGUGUCUUCCCGGGGGGAAUCUCUUUGGCAUCGUCCUCUUAUUUAUUAGUGCCGUCUGUGGGGGGAAGCUGGUGGGACUCAUCCAAUUUCCCACACUGCCUCCUUUCCCUCCACUCCUUGGAAUGCUGCUGGCCGGCAUUCUUCUACACAGCGUCCCCGUGGUGUCGGACGCCGUCCACAUUGACUUCAGAUGGUCUGCCGCCCUGAGGAACAUCGCCCUGGCCGUCAUACUGACCAGAGCUGGUCUGGGAUUGGAUGCUGCUGCACUGAGGAAGCUGAAGGCGGUGUGUGUGCGAGUGGCGAUGGGGCCCUGUAUGGUAGAGGCCUGUACGGUGGCUCUGGUCUCUCACUUCCUCAUGGCUCUGCCCUGGACCUGGGCCUUCAUCCUGGGGUUUGUGCUGAGUGCUGUGUCCCCAGCGGUGGUCGUCCCCUCCAUGCUGCUCCUCCAGAAGGACGGCUUCGGUGUGGACAAGGGAAUCCCCACGCUGCUGAUGGCGGCUGGCAGCUUCGACGACGUCCUGGCCAUCACUGGCUUCACCACCUGCCUGGGCACGGCCUUCGCCACAGGUGCCACCUGGUACAAUGUGCUCAAGGGCAUCCUGGAGGUGCUGGGAGGGACAGUUGCUGGACUGGUCCUCGGUUGUUUCCUGCGCUUCUUCCCCAGUAAAGAUCAGGAAGACCUGGUUAUCAGACGCUCCUUUCUGCUUCUGGGCCUCUCUGUGUUUGCUGUGUUUGCCAGUCGUGUCGCCGGCUUCUCUGGGGCCGGAGGCCUUUGCACCCUGGUCAUGGCAUUCCUGGCAGGACUGAGCUGGAAACAAUCAAAGGUUCCUGUGGCUGCCGUCGUGGGGAGGAUCUGGGAUGUGUUCCAGCCGCUUCUCUUCGGUCUCAUCGGAGCUGAAAUUACCAUCUCUGCUCUGGACCCCAGUACCGUGGGUCUGGGCCUGGCGGUGCUCGGUAUUGGGCUCCUCGUCCGUGUUCUCAUCACCUUUACCAUGGUGCUCUUCGCUGGCUUCAACUUCAAAGAGAAGGUUUUCAUUGCACUUGCAUGGAUUCCAAAGGCCACUGUGCAGGCUGCCAUCGGAUCCACUGCACUGGACAUGGCUCGCCGCCAGGGGGACGCUGUCCUGGAGAAGUACGGCAUGGAUGUCCUCACGGUGGCUGUUCUUGCCAUCCUUGUCACGGCUCCCAUCGGGGCCCUGAGCAUCGGCCUGGCGGGACCACGGCUGCUUCAGAAACAGACAGACCCCAACCAAGGGAACGGGUGUCCACAAGGAGCUCCAGCAGAAACUACACUUGAGCAGCCCAUGGCCAGUGAGAGCAAAAUUUGA